Molecule: messenger RNA, 2067 nt
Organism: Dichotomopilus funicola
Lineage: Eukaryota; Fungi; Ascomycota; Sordariomycetes; Sordariales; Chaetomiaceae
Product: nuclear protein localization protein 4
Exons: 4
Coding region: 1-2067 (688 amino acids)
Biological process (GO): ubiquitin-dependent protein catabolic process
Cellular component (GO): nucleus
Molecular function (GO): ubiquitin binding; ubiquitin protein ligase binding
Source: RefSeq, a predicted model, not a curated record
AUGCUGCUACGGCUACGCUCCCCGGAUGGCAUGUUCCGCCAGAUGGCGGACAACGACGAUACAUUUGGUGAUCUUAUCGAGAAGCUUCUCCCCCAACUUCCUACGACCAUCAACCCACAAUCCAUCACUCUCUCGAACCACCCCGGCGGCGGCGAUGCGAAAAAGAUUGGGGACAUUGCCAAAUUCAAGAUCAGUCAAGUUGGGUUACGGCACGGCGACCUCAUCUUUGUUAGUUACCAGACUCAGGACGUGGCCUUAACCAACGGUGCGUCCGACGCCGACCAGCCUUCGCUUGUUUCCUCCACCAACCGACUCAACGGCAAGCCGAUCCUCCCGACCGAAGACCAUCCCAUCGACCCCCCACCGAACACAUCCGCCGAGCGGAUCAAGAACCCGUGGGAGGUAGUCCGACAGUCACCGCUCGACGACCGGCUGGACAGGAAGGAUGGCAAGAUCCCCAGGAAACGGGACAAGAUGUGCCGGCACGGGCCCAAGGGCAUGUGCGACUACUGCAUGCCGCUAGACCCCUUCAACGCCGCAUAUCUCGAGGAAAAGAAGAUCAAGUACAUGUCGGUGCACGCCUACAUGCGCAAGACCAACUCGGCCACCAACAAGCCGGAGCUGGGGAGCUCCUUCAUUCCUCCGCUGGUCGAGCCCUACUACAGGGUGAAGCGGGACUGCCCGUCUGGUCACCCCGAGUGGCCCGAGGGCAUCUGCACCAAGUGCCAGCCGAGUGCCAUCACGCUCCAGCCGCAACAGUUUCGUAUGGUCGACCACGUCGAGUUUGCCUCGCCACAGAUCAUCGACAAGUUUCUCGAUGCGUGGCGUCGCACCGGAUCACAACGCCUCGGGAUUCUGUACGGUCGAUAUCUGGAAUACGAUGUCGUACCGUUGGGGAUUAAGGCCGUGGUGGAGGCCAUCUAUGAACCGCCACAGGUCGAUGAGGUGGACGGCGUGUCGCUCAAUGCGUGGGAGGACGAGGAGGCGAUCAACACCGUGGCCAAGGCAUGCGGGCUGCAACAGGUCGGCGUGAUCUGGACCGACCUUCUCGACGCCGGACAGGGCGACGGAAGCGCCGUCUGUAAACGCCACGCCGACUCGUACUUCCUGGCUUCCCAGGAGAUCACCUUCGCCGCGCGGAUGCAGGCCCAGCACCCCAAGCCGAGCAAGUGGAGCGACACCGGCCGUUUCGGCUCCAACUUUGUCACUUGCAUUAUCUCGGGGAACGAAAAGGGCGAGAUCUCCAUUGCAGCCUACCAAAUGUCCAACGACGCCGUCGAGAUGGUGCGGGCCGAUAUCAUUGAGCCGUCCGCCGAUCCCACCCAGAUGCUCGUCCGCGAGGAGGAGGAAGAUGACGGGUCCACAAGCCGGACACGGUACAUUCCCGAGGUGUUCUACCGCCGGAUCAACGAGUACGGCGCGAACGUUCAGGAAAACGCGAAACCUGCGUUCCCCGUCGAGUACCUCUUUGUCACCCUCACGCACGGCUUCCCCGAGGCGCCCAAACCCUUAUUUACCGACAGCGGGUUUCCCAUCGAGAACAGGCAGUACGUCGGCGAGGCCCAAGAAGUCUCGGCCGUCGCAAAAGCGCUGCGGUUCGGGCAAAAGGAUAAUUCCUUACCCGUGUCUGAUUUCCAUCUGCUCUGCUACAUCCAUCAGAUGGGCGUUCUCGGCAAGGAAGAAGAAGCCCUCCUUUGUCGGGUUGCCACCCUGCACGACCUGGCCGAGGCCUUCCAGCUGCGUGCCACUACGGGCUGGCAAACACUCCACAUGAUCCUGGAAUCCACUGGCACCAACGGCCAGCAGCUCCUUGGCAGUGGUGGUGCCCAUGUUUCCUCGGCGGCCUUGACCCCUUCCUUUCCUGCUUCUGCCCUUCAGAACGGUAGCGGUGAAAGCGGCGGCGGUAACGACGAUAAACAUGACGAUGGCGAUGACGAUGACGACGCUGGAGAACCUCUUGCUAAGCGUUUUGCUGCUGUCAGGCUAAACGGAUCCCACCACCGCCCUUAUCACCAACGCGAUCGUCGCCGCGAGAACGAGAACGAGGACGAGACUGAUGGGUCUUGA